UAAAUAAAAAUUUUUAUUUUUUAUUUUUAUUUAGCUUUAAUUUUGGGUGAUCAUAGGUUCUCUCUUGAUGACCUUUAUUGAAACCAAAAGGGACUGAACUGGAUGUUGCAAAAAGCAGAAAUGGAAUGUUAGUGCCACGUGGCACCACUCAGAGCCUCUACAACCUUAUCCCACAUCCAAAAAUCUGAUCCAUCUCAUCAUCCAAUAUCCAAAAAUCAGCCAUUUCCCUUCACAUACCCCAAAGACAAAUCACCCUAAGCGAUUUGCUGCUCAAUUUCCUCUUCCAUUGUUCUUUGGGUUAGUUUCAUCCUACUCCUGCAGGCAUAUCUGCAACUCAAGGGAACAAAAAUGGCAUCCACUUCCUGCUUCUUGCACCACCAUGCACUCGCUACUCCUAAUAGAUUGUCUUCAUUGUCCCAGCAGCGUCAAGUGUCUAGCAACACCAAGCCUACCAACCAGUUCAUCUGUCGUUCUACCCACAAGCAGCCUCCACAGGAGGAGGAUGUUGCCCUUGUCUCCAGAAGAUUGGCUCUCACAGUACUCAUUGGUGCUGCAGCCAUUGGCUCCAAGGUUGCUCCUGCAGAUGCUGCCUAUGGUGAAGCUGCCAAUGUCUUUGGCAAGCCUAAAACAAACACAGACUUCUUGCCAUACAAUGGAGAUGGAUUCAAAUUGUCAAUUCCAUCAAAAUGGAACCCAAGCAGGGAGAGAGAGUUCCCAGGUCAGGUUCUUAGAUAUGAGGACAACUUUGAUCCCAACAGCAACGUUUCUGUCAUUGUCACCCCAACUGAUAAGAAAUCCAUCACUGACUAUGGUUCCCCUGUAGAAUUUCUUGCCAAGGUAAACCCUUCUCUUCUCUUCUUGUUCUUACCUUCCAAUUUUGCCUAAAAACCCAGAUUGAAU
This is a messenger RNA of Hevea brasiliensis (rubber tree), 900 nucleotides long. RefSeq names its product oxygen-evolving enhancer protein 2, chloroplastic-like. The record is from RefSeq and is a predicted model, not a curated record. The transcript is spliced from 2 exons. The coding region runs from base 349 to 885 and encodes 178 amino acids. Gene Ontology annotation, molecular function: calcium ion binding. Gene Ontology annotation, biological process: photosynthesis. Lineage: Eukaryota; Viridiplantae; Streptophyta; Magnoliopsida; Malpighiales; Euphorbiaceae. Gene Ontology annotation, cellular component: photosystem II oxygen evolving complex; extrinsic component of membrane; photosystem II.